UUUUGAAGGGCAGGCCGUUCCCGCCUUUCUCGGGUCUGAGGGCGGCGGGUUUGACGCAGCGGAGCCCCGACGGACGCAGAGCGGAUCGACCUGCGGGGAGAGCGGGAUUAUGCGACGCUGCUGAUCGCUGUGCGGGUCAGAACUCUGUCGGCCGGCGCCUUUGCUCCCGCCUCUGGCCCGUUCCUGUCCUGCCGGCACCCUUUCCGGAGCUCAGCUUAAGUCCCGCCUCCUCCCUCCUUACCCCACCCCCCUCUUCCUACCCCCAUCUUGUGCUGUCUGGCUGGUGUCCCCCCUGAAGACCCCCUCCCAGCAGCUGGGCUGCAACAGCUGUAUGAAUGAAGACGCCCUUCAGGAGCUCGUCAGCCUCCAGGGGACCCCCGGGUGUUUCUGCCAACAUGAUGAAGAAGAAGAACCCGCACAAGAAGCUCCGGACCAGCGUCGGCCCCAGUAAGACUCUGGCUCCGCCCACAAGGAACCUGGUUGGCUGCAGGAUCCAGCACACCUGGAGGGAGGGCACCAAGUCCUCUCAGUGGAAGGGGACGGUUCUGGACCAGGUCCCGGUCCAACCCUCCCUCUACCUGAUCAAGUACGACGGCUUCGACUGCAUCUACGGCCUGGAGCUCUACAGCGACGUCCGGGUGGUGGGGCUGGAGGUGCUGCCCGACAGAGCGGCUCCGGCCCGCGUGAGCGACUCGCUGCUGGCGGAGACGAUGAUCGGGAAGGCGGUGGAGCACAUGUUUGAGACGGAGGAGGGGCCUAAGGAGGAGUGGAGGGGGAUGGUUCUGGCCCGAGCACCCAUCAUGACCUCAUGGUUCUACAUCACCUACGAGAAGGACCCGGUUCUCUACAUGUACCAGCUGCUGGACGACUACAAGGAAGGAGACCUGCGCAUCAUGCCCGACUCCAACGAGGGCGGGGCCGCGGAGCGCGAGCCCGGCGAGGUGGUGGACAGUCUGGUGGGGAAGCAGGUGGAGUACGCCAAGGAGGACGGCGGGAAGCGCUCGGGGAUGGUCAUCCACCAGGUGGAGGCCAAGCCGUCCGUCUACUUCAUCAAGUUCGACGAUGACUUCCACAUCUACGUGUACGACCUGGUGAAGACCUCCUAGAGGCGGGGUCAGUGUGGGGGGGUUGGUUCUGACCCGUGGACGCUGCUGCCCCCCCCAAAAAAAGGUGCCAAGGACGUUGUUGGACACAGUUCCCGGUCAGCCGUAUUUCAUCGGUCCGGUCCAGUCCAGAUUUUGCAGAACUUCAGUGGACCCCCCCACCCCGCAGAGGCAGCCGGACUCUGACUGACCCGUCCCACUUCUCUUUGCUGGGGGGCGGAGCUCCUUCGGGGACAGAGCGGCGUCCGUUCCUGUGGCGUUCCCGGACUCCACUUCUUGUCUUCAAAUGUUUCCCUGGAAUCUGACCGGAGCCGGAAUGUUUUCCAGUCGUUUGAGAAGUGAACAGCCUGGUUCUGGUGGUUCCGGUGGGUCCAGUGGGUCUGGUGGUUCCACUCCCACCCUGGAACCGAUGAGGGUUUGAAUCCCAAAUGGUUGUUUCUGUAACUGGAAGAUUUUUGUUCUUUCUGGACUCUGAUGUUUUUUAUGAGUAGAAACCUGCCGGUCCGGUUCUGAAGGAUCUCUGCAGACAUUCCCGGGCUCCAGGAUCUGGACUGUGAACAUCUUGGAGUUUGUUCAAAUCUGAAUAAAAACCUGAUGCCUGGAACUGGA
This is a messenger RNA of Oryzias melastigma (Indian medaka), 1712 nucleotides long. RefSeq names its product spindlin b (gene spinb). Lineage: Eukaryota; Metazoa; Chordata; Actinopteri; Beloniformes; Adrianichthyidae. The coding region runs from base 336 to 1106 and encodes 256 amino acids. The transcript is spliced from 7 exons. Gene Ontology annotation, biological process: gamete generation. The record is from RefSeq and is a predicted model, not a curated record.